AUUUUUAUUAAUUAUAUGAACUAGAUCGCGUAUGUCGCUGGUUGUCAUAAAUUAUCUGCGUCAUCUUUAGAUAUUUGCAGAUGAGAUUUUUAUAAGUGAUUUUAGCGAAUCUUUAAUUUUCUUCUGUUGUGUCUAAUUCAUAAAAAUUAAGGUUAAUCUUACAUCAUAAAAAUGACUUUAAUCGAGGGUGUUGGAGAUGAAGUAACAGAUUUUUUUAUUGUUGUGGCUGUCCUCUUAAUAGGAUGGCUUGCAUGGUAUUCUACAAGUAUUACAGAUCAACCAUUAAUCCGCACAGUACUUGUAUUACGUAGAACACGCACACGUCUUGCUGAACUUAGAGCUAAUCAUCAAAAUGCAAGCUCAUUUACACGACCUCCAAAUUUGGAGGUAACUGAAGAAGAAACAAUAGAACCAAUUGCAGAUGAUAAUAAUGGCAAUUCACAAGCUUGUCCUGAACCAUCUAUUGCAGACACAAAUGAAGAAAUUUCUCCUGACACACAUAGAACAUCUGAAGCAACAGCUACAGAAGAAGUACUUAUUGAAGCUAUGGAUUCAUUUAAUAAUGAUUGUACAACAAAAUUACAAAAGCAAACCAAAUUAAGCUCUUCUAAAGAAACAAGUAUAUCAACAUCAACAUGUAACGAUUCUAUAGAACAUGAACAUGAAACUCUUUCAACAACAAAUGCUAAUGAAAUUAGCAUCAAGCUUAAGUUUAUAAAUGAUGAUCAAAAAAUGGUUACUGGUAGCUUAAAAGAAUUGCUUGGAGAUUUUAAAAGGAGACAUUUUCAAACAGAGUUAGAUGCACAAAAAUUAGUGCGUUUAGUUUUUAAUGGUCGAGUACUACAGCCUGACAAUCAAACAUUGGAAAGAUGUGGCUUAUAUAACAAUUGUGUAGUUCAUUGUUUGGUUCAUCAACCACGACCAAAUCCUGUAUCAUCUCAAACAUCAACAUUAGACAAUUCAUCACCAAUUUAUUUUAACCCUCAAUCAUUUUCUGAUAUUCCUGUUGGCACAGGAAUUAGUUCUGUGCAUAAUGAAUGGGAUUUGAGUAGACCAUUAGUAGUCAUUUUGACUGUCAUGUUAGGUUUCGCUUGGUAUUCCCGAUAUCAUUAUGCUCAAUUUUUUACCGCGAGUACAACUCUCGCAUUAUAUGCACUCACUGCAAUUUUCGCAAUGUCAGUAGCUUUAAUAUUAUGUCAUUAGCUAGUAAUUUCUUUUUCAAUCAACAAUGCAACAUCAGAAAUAUUGCGUGAACUUAUAGCAAAGAAACAGUUAAAGAUAUUAUUUUGAAAUAUGAUUUUGUAAACAUUAAUGUGUGUUUUCAGUGUAACAUCAUUUAAACACAUUGAUUCCUGACAUAAAAGAGAACGUGAAGAGUUAUUGUGAUUUUUAUCAAUGUAUAAAGGAAUUCAUAUGAAUAAUAUAUCAAUAUACU
This is a messenger RNA of Apis florea (little honeybee), 1435 nucleotides long. RefSeq names its product transmembrane and ubiquitin-like domain-containing protein 1. The record is from RefSeq and is a predicted model, not a curated record. Gene Ontology annotation, biological process: ERAD pathway. Lineage: Eukaryota; Metazoa; Arthropoda; Insecta; Hymenoptera; Apidae. Gene Ontology annotation, molecular function: protein binding.